Molecule: messenger RNA, 892 nt
Organism: Nicotiana tabacum (common tobacco)
Lineage: Eukaryota; Viridiplantae; Streptophyta; Magnoliopsida; Solanales; Solanaceae
Source: RefSeq, a predicted model, not a curated record
UCCUCUCCAUUAUUCCCUGUACCUCAAAUACGAGGUCCUCAAUCAAAUCUGCUGUAUUUUCAUGGCAGUAUCAAUAUCACCCUCGUAUUCAAAUUCACCCCUAAUUCUACCAACCCCAUCAAUUACCAAAUCCCUUUUUUCCAUUUACCCCCUUCACAGUCUCAAAUUUCCAUUUUCACCCCUCAAAUCUCGGCCCUCAAAAAUUUACCUUAAAAGAACAACCAUUCUUGUUUGUGCAGCAGAAAAUGGGAAUAACAAUACCGUUAGCUCAGAUAAAGAGGUAAAGGAAAAAAGUGAAAGCGGUGGAAGUAAUAAUAGUAAUGGAGGAAGGCCGAGAUUGAAUUUGAGAUGGGUGGAUCUGAUAUUGGACCCGGACCCGGAUAAUAUUGUGGCAGUUGGAUUAACGGGUCUGCUGACAUGGGCUAGUGUCAAAAGGGCUAUAUGACGUUGUUAGGAUCCUAUAUCCGCCUUUAUGAUCCUGACCUGUAAAUGGACCUUUUCAUUCGUGAAGUUGUACACCAUGUCCGACUCUUCUCCCGUAAUGGUACGUAUUAAUACUUCAUCCGGUCCACAAUAAGUGAUUUUUUAGCCUUUUUUUUUGUGGUCCAAAAUAAGUGAUUUUUUCAGAUUUCAAGAAUAAAUUAAUUAUUUUUUUCUACACUGCCCAUUGGAGUAAAUAGUGUAGGAGUAUGUGUUACGAGUGUUUAUAUAAAGAGAUAAUAAAUGUUAAUAUAGUCAAUUUCAUUGCUAAUUAAUGUUAAAAGAUGAAUUUCUUAAUCUGUGUGAAAACAAUCAAAAAAUCACUUAUUGUGAACCGGAAGUAGUACUGUUAUUGGAGUAGAUACACAAAUCACCUUAAAUCGGCGAGAAUACAAAAAAUUAAGGCAUAUAU